Molecule: messenger RNA, 382 nt
Organism: Microbotryum saponariae
Lineage: Eukaryota; Fungi; Basidiomycota; Microbotryomycetes; Microbotryales; Microbotryaceae
Source: the annotation of a GenBank genome assembly
AUGAACCAGCCUGACUCAGGUCCGCCUGUCGAAUUGCAAGGUCCUUCAAAUGGAUCAUCGUCGGCCAUGCCUUGUAAGCUCGCCGCUGCUGUUCUGUGUCAAGUUGUCCCUGCGUUUGGCAUUUCGCUCUCGGCCACGUCUUGGGCAUCGAUCAGGCCAAAGUGGUCCCAAUGUUCUGCAUCCGCCAACGGUCACCGGUCCUGUCGUCCCCCAGCACCCGUACAACGCAUACGUCAAUCAGCCUGUCGCGUAUCACUAUUCCCACCAACCGCACCUGUUCCCAACGCCCCCCCGGGCGUUCGGGCCGCUUUAUCAUUUGAUGCCGCACUACCAGCCCAUGUCUCACCACCCGCCGUCCCAUCCUGCCAACAGCCACACGUAG